UCUGUGGUCCUGUGGCUUGACCAAGGACUUAACCAUAACCUAUAAUCGCUAUAUAUUCCUGCCCAUACACGCAUGCUGCAUUAGGCUGCGACUGAUUGAAGAUCGGACGGAAGAUGUGUUUUUUCAUUUUAUAUAGCAUCUCUGUUUUUGUUAUAACUUUAGCAGACCUCCAAGGUAAGCCAAAGAUAUCGUCAAAAGGUGCAGAUCUUCACUUCAGAUCCGGAACUGGAGGGAACAUUGUGUUUGAACAUUCUCAAGGGGGAAAGAUUUACUUUGGAACCCAUCAACUGAACUUUACAAGUGCUGCUGGCAGACCGGGGUCGCCUGGGAAAACAGGGGUCAAAGGUGAUAGAGGGCCAAAGGGAGAUAAAGGAGACUCAAGUGGUGGAACAUCUGGUACGAAAGGGGAUAAAGGAGAUCGAGGAUUGGCUGGGUCACCAGGUAGAGAUGGUGAGGAGGGCCGUCCUGGUAGCGAAGGCCGUCCUGGUGCGACUGGACGACCAGGAACAACAGGACCUCCGGGUAAUCCGGGACCUCUGGGUAAUCCAGGACCUCCAGGUAAUCCAGGAACCCCUGGACAUCCAGGACCUCCAGGUAAUCCAGGAACCCCUGGACGUCCAGGAUCAACGGAAGUUCAACCUGACAUUUAUUAUACAGACCUGGAUAAAAAAAGUGAAAACUGUAACAUCUCAAUCGUUGGUGUUCUACGUUAUUCUGCAUCUAAUGGUCUGCAACUCUGCACAAAAGUUGGAUGGCGAAACAUUGCUCUUGACGUCAAUCCACCACAUUGCACAAAGGAUGUAAAUAUACCUGAACGUAAUCAACGAGCAUUUUACGAUGGAAAACCUGGCAUUAUGUUUCAAUUUAACAAUGACAUAGAGCCACUAACGAGUUCUUUGAGUUCUCUAAAAAAUGGCGCUGAUGUCGCUUCAGAAAUCCGACCUCGCAAUUCAAGUGCUGUUUUUGUUAAUGCUGUAAUGCGACAAGCUAUCCAUUUUACUGGAGCGAACUACGUUAAUGUCACAGGUAUUCCAGAAACGUUUUGGCAGAAUAACUGGACUAUCGCGGCACUGGUAAAAAUUGGUGAUAUAUCAAAUCCAAACAGCAUUCAAGGGGAUCAAUAUUAUGAUGUAGCAUUGUUGGGAAUUGGAAUUCAAAGUGACCAAUCACCUCAAAAUGAACUGCAUUUAGGCUUUAGAGGGAAGAAGAAAGCUUCGAAAUUUCAUUUUGAGGUUCUUUUUGAGCAUAAUAACGAUAGUAAUAAACAUGGCCCUGUACACACUAAUACAUGGUUACACAUUAUGUGGUGGUCUCAAAAAAACCUGGAUGGUUCAGAAAACAGGUGCCUACAAAUACAAAACGGCUACCGCCAUUGUGAUAAUAAUGUCCAACGUAAAUAUUCUGGUGGAAGUGGUGCUCUAACUAUUGGUGAUUGGCGAAUAAUUCAUGGAAACAUAUCAAUGGUAAACAAUUUAAUGGUAGAUCAUCUUAUCAUCACUACUGGAAUUAUUGAUUACACCUCAACUGCAUUAGACGAACAGCUUUGUUUUGCAAAACUGGUCGACAAACGUUUACCAUGAAUCAUGCGUGUGUACAAUAAUUUGACAAAACUUUAACUGUGCCAGGGACGCUGAAGAAGGGCAUUCGCCCCCCUUGCCCCUUGAUUUCACUUGUUUUUAUUAACUUUCACUUUAUAAGUGCCCCUCAAAUCUCGUUUUCGCCCCCCUAACAACGCGAUCCCUCCGUCGUCCCUUGUUAAAAUAUUUAUUGAGUAUUGGGUCUAGUUGAAUUGAAAUUUACAAAGGCGAUAACAAUUUCCAAAAAGAACCGUAGCAAACUGUAACGUGACGUCCCUCACUUGAAGAAAUACGUUCCUAUAAGCAAUGAUUUUACGAUUUGUACUUUUGAACUGUAAAGAAAUUAUCAUGGCUAUUCAGGGGUUUUAGUCCAAAAAAUUCAGUCCCAAAAAAACUACAAAAAUUAACUUGGACACUCUUUAGUUUGUAACUUUGUACUAUAUAUGACAACGUCUUGUAAUUGUAUCAUACAAGUUGCCAUUGUUGCCAUUUUUUUAUAAAACAUUACAUACGUCAUUUCAGUUAAAUAAGUAU
Molecule: messenger RNA, 2111 nt
Organism: Dendronephthya gigantea
Lineage: Eukaryota; Metazoa; Cnidaria; Anthozoa; Malacalcyonacea; Nephtheidae
Exons: 8
Coding region: 114-1580 (488 amino acids)
Source: RefSeq, a predicted model, not a curated record